AUGCUUGACCCAGAUCAGAAAGACAUCUCCAUGGACCUGGAAACGUAUCAUGCCAUCAUGAAAGAGUGGAUUGAAGACUGUAAGAGAAAAUGGGACGAUGGUGUCACUGAGGAACCAACAGCAAGCAUGGAAGACCUGGAAUUUAAAGUGCAUAAAAACACCUCUGAAGCAAAAAAGACACAUGUCCGGAUGAACAUUACAUCAGGAAGCUUGGAGGCCUUUGGGGGUGAUGUGUCUAAAGGGGACAUGGAGACUUCUGACUUGAUAACCUGUGUUGCGGACCUGCAGUACAACAACCAGAAGCUUCAGGAAGAGAACAACAAGCUGAAGCUCACACUGGAAGCUGUGGAUGAGACCAACAAUAAGCUGUUGGCAGAUAACGAGGAUCUCCAGCAACAAAUAAAAAGCAUCCAGCAUUCUGUGCUGAAAGCCAAGUCACUGGAAGAAGAACUAGAAGAAGCAAAAAACAACCUGAACCUGUCAGAAGAGAAGAGACAGCAGAUUCUUUGCCAGAAUAAACAGCUAAAUAUUAGGAAUAGCAUGGACACCGAUGGACUUCAAAAGAAGAUUCUGGAGCUGUCUAAAAAUGCAGCAGAGCUUCAAAUCCAAGCACAUAUCUAUGAGACCACUGUGGUGAAUAAAGAGGCAAGCUUGAUUCAGGUAGAUUGGAUAGGAUUGAUGGUCACUGAAAAUUAUUAUGGCAACCUUUCUUAUCCAGGCCUGCAGAAGAAGGAGCAGGACAUCAAAGAACUGAAGUUAACCAUUGUGGAGUGUUCCUCAAUAAUAGAGCAAGAGGAAGCCUCUGAAGCAGAGGAGCUUGUCAUGACUUCUUUACAAUGGGUAAAAGAUCCUGAUGUGAACAUGCAACAGGCUUGGGAGAGAAAACUUGUGGUUCUCAAGCAAGAACUAGGAGAAAAAAGACACCUGUGGAUCCAGAAACUUAAUCUCUUAGAAAAAUACAAAGAAUCCCUAGAUAAGGAUUUUAUUCGAAUGGCGAGCAACCUGAGGAGAACCAAGACAGAGCAACUUCACGUAAGGAAAGAGCUCUCUGCCAGGCAACGUGAGAUAGAAACUGUCAAACAGUUACAAGAAGAAACUGCUCGCCAGGCAGAAGCUCUUGGUUUAGAGCUGCAAAAAGCUACAAAGAAGCUGGAGGAUGCCAGCAAACAGGCGGAGGAUCAAGUUGAAGCCUUUCACUCUGCUUGUGAGGAAGCCGCAUCCUUGCAACGCAAGUUAGAGGAAGCCAUUUCUGAGCAGCAAAAACUCAAGGAUGUGAAUGCAGCUCUAACAAGCACUUGCCAGUUGCUUCAAGAAAAGGUGGAAGACCAGAAAAGCUGCCUUGUUAUGGAGAAAAAAUCACCUAAGUGCUCACGUGAAAAAGAGGAAGAUGUGCCAACUUCCGUAGCAAUGGAGAAAAACAACGAUAAGGAUCCGGCUGGUCCUGUAUCAGGUGUGGAUCUGUCCAAGAAGGAAUUCUGUCCCGUGAUGGAAGAACAAAAAACCGCAUUUCAAAACAUUUUAAAGCAAGACCCGGAGGUGGGCCAGGAAAAGAAAAAUAAUAAAGAGCAGAGUGAGGAAGCACCAGCUGUGGUUCCCAGUAGGAAAGGGAGUUCACCUACUGCAGGCGGCAUUAAAGCAGAUAAAACAAAGCAAAAUGAGCCUGACUCUCCUAAUGAGAAAGAAGUGGAGGCUGAAUUUCUGAGGUUGUCUUUAGGUUUUAAAUGUGACUUGUUUACCUUGGACAAGAGAGUGAGGCUUGAAGAAAGGUCUCGAGACUUGGCUGAAGAAAACUUGAAAAAGGAGAUCACAAAUGCUCUAAAGAUGCUAGAGGCUUUAGUUCCUUUGUGUGAAGAAGAUAACCAAGCGCAGGAGAUUAUUAAGAAGUUGCAGAAAAGCUUGCAGUUCCUUAGCCAGUAUGCAGCCCGAGUCGCCAGUAGAGCAGAGAUGCUGGGAGCUAUUAAUCAGGAGAACCGUGUCAGCAAGGCUGUGGAAGUAAUGAUUCAACAUGUGGAAAACCUGAAGCGCAUGUAUGCAAAAGAACACGCAGAACUUGAGGAGCUGAAACAGGUCCUGCUCCAGAAUGAGAGAUCCUUUAGUUCUCUUGGAGAUCGAGAUGAAUCUACGAAUAAAAAGCUACCAAAUUCUUUUAACUUUAAGCCAUCAUCAUCCCUUCGAAGAGUUAGCAUUGCAACAUUGCCUAGGAGUGCUGGAAAUGCAGGUAUUGGGUUGCCACUGGCCCAAUUCCAUGAACCUGAUGGAGACGAACGGAGUGAUAAAUUCAACAGGAGAUCAAGCAGUUGGGGACGAUUGGGAGCAAAGCAAAAUGAGAAGCGUCCUUCACUACAGCGGUUCAUUAGCACUUAUUCCUGGGCAGAGUAUGAAGAUGCUGAAACAAAAAAUGAGCAGUCGGAAUCACCUGCUGAAGUACAAGAAGAACCAUCAAGGAAGGAAAGUAUCUCUGAAAAAGGAAAAUAUUCAUCAAAAUGGAACCUAGAGUCAGUGUGCAAUUUAAUGUCAUCGUGGGCAUCCCAUUUCAAGAUGUCCUUUUCCAACGCUAACAAAACUCUCUGGGUUUCUGUUUCCAUCCUGGUACUGCUUGCUGCUCUUACAAGCUUCCUCACUGGGCUGUCUCUUCAAAGACCAGCAGAUGCAGCACCUGUAGGAACUGGGGACUCCUGGACUUCACUACAGCAACUGUUGUGGCCAUAUACAGGACUUCAACACAAUGGACCACCCCCAGUAUAA
Molecule: messenger RNA, 2745 nt
Organism: Fulmarus glacialis (Northern fulmar)
Lineage: Eukaryota; Metazoa; Chordata; Aves; Procellariiformes; Procellariidae
Gene: IRAG2
Product: lymphoid-restricted membrane protein
Exons: 27
Coding region: 1-2745 (914 amino acids)
Cellular component (GO): endoplasmic reticulum membrane
Source: RefSeq, a predicted model, not a curated record